This is a messenger RNA of Kwoniella shivajii, 1041 nucleotides long. RefSeq lists its product as uncharacterized. The record is from RefSeq and is a predicted model, not a curated record. The transcript has 5 exons. Bases 1 to 1041 code for a protein of 346 amino acids. NCBI's taxonomy places the organism in Eukaryota, Fungi, Basidiomycota, Tremellomycetes, Tremellales, Cryptococcaceae.
AUGCAAUCAAUCCUUCACCCAAUCAUCGGACCUGCUGGUCCCGAGAAGAAAGAUCUCACUGGAACCGUCAGUGUAAUCACUGGAGGAGCGCUCGGUAUCGGAUUUGAAGUCGCUCGAUUCUUCGCUUCUCACGGCGGUCACGUCAUCAUGGUCAACAGAAAAGAGGAACAAGGUGAAGAAGCCAUCAGAAAAAUCGAAGCGGAAGUCAAAGAAAAAGGUGGCAAAGGUUCAGUAGAAUGGGUAGGAUGUGAUUUAGGAGAAUUGAAACAAGUGAAAGAGGUUUUCGGUGGUUUAGCUAAAAGACUCGAUCGAUUAGAUUAUUUGAUCUGCUCUUCCGGUAUUAAUUCGAACCAAUUCGGCUUAGAUGCAGAUGGUAUCGAUCGACAUUUCGGUGUCAACGCUUUGGGUCAUUACUACGUUAUAAACCUUUUAUAUCCGUUAUUGAGGAAAACAUCAAAAUUACCUGGCGUCGAAAAAGGUUCAGUCAGAAUAGUAUUUGAAUCAUCUGAAAUGCAUAGGUUCGCACCCGGUUCACAAGAUAGUAAAUCACGAGCGAGAGGAUGUCAUUUUGGUUCAGAAGAAGAAAUCACUCAGGCUGGAAAAGAACUAUCUCCCAAUGAAUUAUAUGGUAGAACAAAAUUGGCAAUGAUUCUUUAUUCCAAAUCAUUAAGAGAUAAAGUAAUCAAAAAGAAUGGUGAUGAUAUUUACAUUCUCGCUGUUCAUCCUGGAGCCGUUAAUACCGAUAUGCAAGAUCAAUGGGAAGCAGCUUACCCUGGUAUCCUCGGUACGAUCACCAAAUACGUUACAUUAGCAGGAGGCAGAGAUCCUGAACAAGGAAGUUACAGUGCUUUGUACGCUGCAUUAAGCAACGAAGUCGUUGAAAAAGAUUGGAACGGUGUUUAUCUCAGUGAUCCUGCUACUCUCGGUAAAGAGACUGCUCAAGGUGAAGAUCUCAAUUUGGCUACUUCACUCUGGGAACUUAGUGAGAGAAUGGUCAAGAGGAUUUUGGGUGACGAUGCCCUUGAAAGUUGGAGCAAGUAA